AUGGCGCUGCGGUCUCAGCUGCCCGCGUACGGCCGCGUGCGUGGAUGGCACAAGGAGGAGCUGCUAAACACGGCGCGCUUCCUCGCUGCACCCAGAAAGGCCAUCAUCGGCGCGGAUAAGUCGAACGGCGCAAAGGUGCGGUUCGCGUCGAUGAGGCUGGAGAGCACGCGGGAGAGUCGCUGCAAGCACAGCGUGAUUCUGCUGGAGACGGGGGAGCUGAACAAAUACGUUGGCGGCGCUAUCCUGAGCAAGGAGGCGGUGGGGAGGAACCGCCGCACCAGGAUGAAAUUUACAGAGAUGCUGCAGAAGAACGGGAUCGUGUCCAGCGUGAACGUCAGCGGCAGGCUGCACUCGUUCUGCGAGAGCGCGCCAGGUGAAGAGAUCACGUGUCAGCAUGAACGGCUACGUGGGGUGCAUGCAGUACUGCUACAAGCUGGACUGCCGCUUCUGCAAGUGGUGCGGGGGUAUUCAAGACAAAACUGGAACGUACUUGAGCCGCUGAUCCAGUUCAACACGGAUACGCAGUCGCGGCUGUCGCUGAGCGGGCUUGUGUCGAUCGUGGAACCGAAUGUGAUGCUUGGGGGUACGCUCGGCGCGGAGAUGUGGGAGUCAGUGUUCACUGUGUUGCACCACCAAGGCGUGAUUUGGAAAGGCAUGUUCCUGAAGUCGAGCCUAGUUUUUGCGAGGUUUGAGUGGGGGGUCAAGUGCUAGUUGGAGGUUGCCGGGCUUGUGCCAGUGCAGACACGGCCGUGAGGGGUGCCGCCGGCGGGGCCUGCGAUGAGGUUCCUGUCUGGCGGCCUUGGCGAGCCGCAGUCUUUGGAAUACCUGAACACGAUCCGCAACGCGCCUGUGCCGCGGGCGUGGGGCCUGACGUUCACGUUUUGGCGCGCGCGAAAGGCGUGGAGAGGUAAAGGCGACCUGAUCCUGAAGGCGUGCAAGGCGCUUCUGAAUCGUGCGAAGAUGAACGCUUGCUGCGCACGGCAAGUGCGAUGCGGAGCUGAAAGCGUCGGAGUAAGUGCGGCGCGCACGUGA
Leishmania braziliensis MHOM/BR/75/M2904 is the source of this 1032-nucleotide messenger RNA. NCBI's taxonomy places the organism in Eukaryota, Euglenozoa, Kinetoplastea, Trypanosomatida, Trypanosomatidae. The record is from the annotation of a RefSeq genome assembly.